Clupea harengus (Atlantic herring) is the source of this 3213-nucleotide messenger RNA. It is a transcript of the gene raf1a, whose product is annotated as Raf-1 proto-oncogene, serine/threonine kinase a. NCBI's taxonomy places the organism in Eukaryota, Metazoa, Chordata, Actinopteri, Clupeiformes, Clupeidae. Gene Ontology annotation, molecular function: ATP binding; MAP kinase kinase kinase activity. The record is from RefSeq and is a predicted model, not a curated record. Gene Ontology annotation, cellular component: cytosol; mitochondrion. Gene Ontology annotation, biological process: protein phosphorylation; MAPK cascade.
AUUCUUGGCAUUUUAAUGUUAUUUGCUGAUGUUAUCUAUUAACCAAACAGUAGACCUAGGUUAUGUAGGCUGUGUUUUUGAAGUCAUCGUGAUCGUCAAAGUUCAUCGACUGUGAUUAGUCCGCUAUUCCCUGUCCGCAACUAGGCCUAUUCGAAUUUGCCAAUAUGAUGAUGUCAUCGCGUCUACACUUUUUCUUCAAGUUAUGGCGGAGCUAAAGUUUUCAGCCUUGCUUGGUAAGUGUUCAUUGACAGCGGUAUGCCCUUAAAGUUCCUUUGUUGGACGAUGCAUAUUCAUUUUAACUCUUUCGUUACACGUUGUCGUAGAAAGAACGUAUUUUACUGGUUGUGGUUUAGCAAAAGUUGGAUUGUAUUGUUUGGAGUGAUGUAGGAGUUUGGAUCGUACGGAAAAGGGCCUUAGAACACUGUCAACAGUCCGCAACAGUGUUUCAUUGUUCAAAAUGCAGACAGUCGAUCAAAUAAGCUAUUGGACGCAUCAGUAGGCUGUUAAGCAUAGUAGUAUAUCAAUGGAGCACCUUCAAGGAGCUUGGAGGACCCUUAGCAAUGGUCUCGGAGGGAAAGACUCCGUGUUCGAGGGCCCUUGUACCUCUCCAACUGUGGUCCAAGGCUUUCCAUAUCAGCGUCGUUCGUCAGACGACAGCAAAAUUACUGACUCUAAGACGAGCAGUACUAUCCGAGUCUACCUCCCUAACCAGCAACGCACCGUGGUGAAUGUAAGGCCUGGCAUGACUUUGCAUAACUGCCUUAUUAAGGCCCUGAAAGUUCGGGGACUUCAGCCAGAAUGCUGUGCUGUCUUCAGGCUCCAUCCCAGUCAAAGGAGUAUAAAGACUCGCAUGGAUUGGGGCACCGACUCUACCUCACUCAUUGGGGAGGAAUUGCUGGUGGAGGUGUUGGAUCAUGUUCCUCUUACGACGCACAACUUUGUUCGGAAAACAUUUUUGAAGUUGGCCUUCUGUGACAUAUGCCAGAAGUUCCUUCUACACGGCUUCCGCUGCCAAACGUGCGGCUACAAGUUCCAUGAGCACUGCAGCACCAAAGUGCCAACGAUGUGUGUGGACUGGAGCAACAUCAGGCAACUGCUGUUGUUCCCGACUCCAGGUGAGAGUGGGGGUGCUUCUUAUCCUCCCCUGUCGUCUCGCCGAAUGAGGGAGUCCAUCACCAGAAUCCCCAGCGGCUCCUUGCACAGACACUCAACCCCAUAUGUCUUUAACUACCCUGCGCCGUGUUCGACCUCUGGGUCGUCUCUGUCCCAGCGCCAGAGGUCCACGUCCACCCCAAACGUUCACAUGGUCAGCACCAUCCUGCCCAUCGACAGCAGCAUGUUUGAGCUAGAUUGCCUGAAUUCCUCUCCUAGUACCUGGUGCCGUCGGUUUGGCCUGAGGAGAAGAGAUGCAAUGCUAGGUCACAGCUCAGAUGGAAGCUCUCCGAGUCAGAGCCCAACCGGAUGGGCCCAGUCCAAUCCACCAGCUCCAGCGCAGAAAGAGAGGGCAGGGUCCUUUGGUGCUCAGGAGAAAAACAAGAUCCGGCCGAGGGACAAGCGGGACUCCAACUACUACUGGGAGAUUGAAGCCAGUGAGGUCAUGCUCCUGUCGCGAAUCGGCUCGGGCUCCUUUGGAACUGUGUACAAAGGGAAAUGGCAUGGCGACGUUGCCGUGAAGAUUUUAAAGGUGGUGGACCCUACACCAGAGCAGUUCCAGGCUUUCCGUAAUGAAGUUGCCGUGUUAAGGAAGACCAGACAUGUCAACAUCCUGUUGUUCAUGGGCUACAUGACAGAAGACAACCUUGCCAUUGUGACGCAGUGGUGCGACGGGAGCAGCCUGUACAAGCAUCUCCACGUGCUCGAGACCAACUUGCAGAUGUUUCAGCUCAUUGACAUCGCCAGGCAAACCGCCCAGGGCAUGGACUAUUUACAUGCAAAGAACAUCAUCCAUCGUGACAUGAAAUCAAACAACAUCUUCUUGCACGAGGGCUUGACAGUGAAGAUUGGGGACUUCGGCUUGGCCACCGUUAAAGCUCGGUGGAGCGGAUCGUACCAAGUGGAGCAGCCUUCAGGGUCAAUAUUAUGGAUGGCCCCUGAAGUCAUCCGAAUGGAGGACAAUAAUCCGUACAGCUUCCAGUCAGAUGUGUAUGCCUACGGGAUCGUCCUGUUUGAGCUAAUGACUGGCGAGCUCCCGUACUCCCAGAUAGCCAAUAGAGAUCAGAUUAUCUUCAUGGUCGGCCGGGGAUACAUGUCUCCCGACUUCAGCAAGCUGUAUAAGAGCUCCCCCAAAGCCAUGAAGAGGCUGGUGGCCGACUGCAUCAAGAAGUCCAAGGACGAGAGGCCCCUCUUCCCACAGAUUUUGUCGUCCAUCGAGUUGCUACAGCACUCUCUUCCCAAAAUCAACCGGAGCACCUCGGAGCCCUCCCUGCACCGGGCCUCACACACCGAGGACAUCAACUCCUGCACUUUGACCUCCAUGAGGCUGCCUGUUUUCUAACACUCGAGGACGUCCGUCUGGCUCUUACGCCGCGUUGAAGACUGUGUCCACUGAAAUGCUGUUCACAAUGAUGCGCGCUUAAAGAGAGGAUGCCUGGAUGUAUGAAGGGAACACUAGAGAGAGACGAGAGAGUUGCUCUUGGCCUUUUAUGGCAGUAAAGGGCAUCGGUUGGUCUGCCCUUCGUAUCUGAUGGGGAGAAGUUGUGUCAGAGUGGAGGAGCAGACGUUUCCUCCGAGAAGGCUGAAUGAAGCAUUGUUUCCCUUUCAUUGUUAAGGUGCUGAGUUUUUCUGCCGCCCUGUUUAAAUUCAAAUGGCCGUGCACGCUAACACAUUAGCAUUUUUUUUUUUUGGUCUCUGCCAUCCAUCCAGUGGGCACGGUGAUUAUCAUAAUGUAGUUAUUUUUGGCCAUGUAAUGGUGUUAAUGUAAAAACGAUGGUCAGCAACAGUUAAUUUUUUUGAAAUCCAAUUAGCAGUCCUGUGAUCUUGAAGGUGUUUUUUUUUUUUUUAAAACAUGGUGAUUUUUGUUGAUUGAUCAUGUUUUUAUUUUAAUAAAAAAGUAAGUUAAUCUUAAUUAUCAGUAAAUAUCACAGUUAAACACAGCUUUCUUGUUUAUCUUCAUUGGUUUCUUUUUUUGGCUUAGUAGAUUCUCACAAUGCAAUCAGCAGUUUGUGCUGAAAUUAGUUCCAGGGUUUUUCUUGGAAAUAAAACUCGAGCACUUUA